This is a messenger RNA of Talaromyces rugulosus, 1278 nucleotides long. RefSeq lists its product as uncharacterized. The coding region runs from base 1 to 1278 and encodes 425 amino acids. Lineage: Eukaryota; Fungi; Ascomycota; Eurotiomycetes; Eurotiales; Trichocomaceae. The transcript has a single exon. The record is from RefSeq and is a predicted model, not a curated record.
AUGGCCGGCCCAAUAAAAACAGUGACAGCUCUGAGUGUCGGUGCCAUGAAAUAUGCCGAGUUCCGCAAGACCUGGGAGGAAGGCAGCGCAGAGAAGGCUCGACGUUCACUUCUCGACGAAAUCGAGAAGCAAAUUCCACAUAUGAGGGAUAGCUUGGACCUCGUCAAUGACAGUACUAUUUUGAAGAAUGAAAUAAAAACGAUCGCGGCCUUGGAACAACUAAACCUCUCCCACCAUACUGCAGCAAAUCUAGACAAAAUGGCAGAUUCCAUAACGACAAAUACAGCACAAAUAACUGGAAAGAUUGAUGAAGCGGCCAGUUGCAUCAACGAAAUGACAUUAAACUCCACUGGUAUUGCCAAAGACAUUCACGGUGUGAGGAUUAUUGGGAACUCAAUGCUUGACAGUAUGGAGUACCACAUGAAAUUCAUGCAAACCGCAGCAGUUGGACUUGCAUUCGAGGUGCAUCAAGGUGUGCAGGCAUUAAAAAAGAUUGGCGAGUCUCUCGAUGGGAUCAACAAGGCAAUGAUUGAUAGAAACAGCAUUUACACCCAAGGUAGUGCUGGGGAGGACGGAUUCGCUACGCAUGUGUAUGAUUAUAUUGAGACAUCAAUUGAAGCUACCACGAAGGAUUCAUCAGCGGACAAUCAUAGAUAUUUCGUCUAUCAUCCAGACACGAAUUGGUAUCCCGCAUUUCACAGAUUGAUCCGGAACAAUCCACUUCCUGGAGGUUUUUGCGCCAAGUCCGAUGAUCUGGAUCAACUGUGUCUUAUUAUGCAGACGGCUCGGAGGACUUUGGUUGAAGCCAGUGAUGCAGGGAAGGAUAUAAAUUUCCAUCUGCUUAUACCUGCCUGGAGCCCAAUUUCAAUUACUGAGCCACUGCAUUUCCCCGACGACCUUCAACCUUUUCGCGUUGAAGGGCUCAAAUAUCAAGGGAAGCCAUAUGUAACAUUCAACCUACCCUUUGAGCGUGCCCGACUGCUUUAUGGCAUUAGAAAUCUGCGUGACCCAGAAGGAUGGAACACAUUGAGUAACGUUGGCGCUAGCACUACUUGGUUGGUAGGCGGUACAGUGUUGAAUACUGCAUGUUUGGCGCUUGGGUUAUGUGCAGGGGUUGCUACAGGCCUGGGGACGGUUAUUGUGGUACCCAUCUGGGGGGGAGGUUUUUUUGGGACAGCUACCACUAUUGCUUUGCCGGCUACUUAUGCUGUUAGAGAUGCUCUUCAUGAGCGUCCGCCCAGGAUCUUGGGCUCUAAUGAGCGCAAGAAAGCACUAUGA